Molecule: messenger RNA, 1677 nt
Organism: Haliotis rubra (blacklip abalone)
Lineage: Eukaryota; Metazoa; Mollusca; Gastropoda; Lepetellida; Haliotidae
Product: N-sulphoglucosamine sulphohydrolase-like
Exons: 7
Coding region: 59-1582 (507 amino acids)
Molecular function (GO): arylsulfatase activity
Source: RefSeq, a predicted model, not a curated record
UCAAUACGCCUCCUGUAGAUAACAGGCGCGUCUAGAUCACCACAAUACGCACAGCACCAUGGAGAUGAAGGUGGCAGUAUUUUGUCUCAGCGUUGUGCUGAUCGCUGGCCACGUCAGUGCACAGACACGUCGCAAUGUUCUUCUUGUAUAUGGUGACGAUGCCGGGUUCCAGAUGGGCGCCUACAACAACACGGCCUGCAAGACGCCAAACUUCGACAAGCUGGCCGCCAGGAGCGUCGUAUUCAAACAUGGCUACACCUCCGUUAGUAGCUGCUCGCCCAGCAGGUCCGUGUUGCUGACUGGCCUCCCUCAGCACCAGAACGGGAUGUUUGGCUUACAUCAAGAUCCGCACCAUUUCAACAGUAUGGACACAGUCCGGGCACUUCCUACCAUCCUCGGCCAAGCUGGGAUCAGAACAGGCAUCAUUGGCAAGAAGCACGUUGGGCCUGAUGAUGUGUACAAGUUUGACUAUGAGCAGACAGAAGAGAACAACGUCAUGAAUCAGGUUGGAAGGAACAUCACCUACAUGAAGAACUAUGUCCGUGAAUUCCUCAAUGUUCAGGACACUAGGCCAUUCUUCCUCUAUCUGGCUUAUCACGACCCUCAUCGUUCUACAAAUCCAAAUCUCGGGCAGUUCUGUGAGCGCUUCGGCGACGGCCAAGCAGGCCACGGAGUCAUCCCUGACUGGAAGCCGGUGACCUACAGACCUGAAGAUGUCGAGGUCCCCUACUACCUGCCGGACACUCCGGCCACCCGCCAGGACCUCGCCAACAUGUAUAAAACCUACAGUAGGAUGGACCAAGGGUUGGGCAUAUUCCUCAAGGAGCUUGAAGACGCAGGUUUCAUCGACAACACCCUCAUCCUCUUCUCCUCCGACAACGGCAUCCCUUUCCCGGGAGCCAAGACCAAUCUGUAUGACCCAGGGAUGGGGGAACCGAUGAUGGUGUCUUCACCGCUCCAUAAAGAACAUUGGGGAAAGGUCACGGAGGCAAUGGGGAGUACGAUGGACUUCGCGCCCACCGUCCUGGACUGGUUCAACGUCACCUACCCCAAAUACGCCAUCGACGGCAAGCAGGACGUGACGCUCACAGGGAAGUCCCUUCUCCCUGUGGCCGCGAACCCAGACACGAGCCAACCCGAGUACUCCUUUGUCUAUUCCAGCCACGACAUGCACGAAGUCACGAUGUUUUAUCCAAUGAGAGUCCUCCGUACAAACCAGUACAAAUUAAUCCACAAUUUGAACAGCCAUGCUCCAUAUCCAUUGGCUGGAGACAUCUACCAAUCACCGACCUUCUUGGAUCUUCUAAACCGUACCCACAACAACGUUGAAACCCAUUGGUUCAAACCGCUGAACACUUACUAUUACCGCGACCAAUGGGAACUGUACGACCACCAGGCGGAUCCAAUGGAGUUACGUAACUUGGCUAACGUGUCAGAAUACCAGUCAGUGCUAACAAGCAUGAAAAAGCAAUUGUUUGGAUGGCAGACGGUAACCAGCGACCCCUGGCGGUGUUACCCAGCAGGUGUUCUACAAGGAGACAGUUGUGGUCCGCUGUAUAACGGGGAGUCUCCUUCUGUGUAAAGACGAUUAAACCGUGAUGACAAAUAAUACCAAAAUUUACGUUUAAUUCCCUUAUGCAUGUACUUUAAUAUUUAUGUAUUAAAUAAUAUAUAUUG